Nycticebus coucang (slow loris) is the source of this 939-nucleotide messenger RNA. Its product is annotated as olfactory receptor 5H8-like. Bases 10 to 939 code for a protein of 309 amino acids. Gene Ontology annotation, molecular function: odorant binding; G protein-coupled receptor activity; olfactory receptor activity. Gene Ontology annotation, cellular component: membrane. Gene Ontology annotation, biological process: G protein-coupled receptor signaling pathway; sensory perception of smell. The record is from RefSeq and is a predicted model, not a curated record. Lineage: Eukaryota; Metazoa; Chordata; Mammalia; Primates; Lorisidae. The transcript has a single exon.
AAUGAGGGCAUGGAAAAGGAAAAUGCAACACUGUUAACACAGUUUGUUCUCACAGGAUUUGCAUAUCAAUCAGAGUGGAAAAUCCACUUCUUCCUGGCGUUCUUGGUGAUGUACCUCAUUACCAUCGUGGGGAACCUUGGUCUGAUUGCUGUCAUCUGGAAUGACCCUCACCUUCACAUCCCCAUGUAUUUAUUCCUUGGAAGUUUAGCCUUUGUGGAUGCUUCAUUAUCUUCCACAGUGACCCCCAAGAUUCUGGUCAACUUCUUAUCCACUAGUCAGGUGAUGUCUUUCUCCGAGUGCAUGAUGCAGUUCUUUUCCUUUGGAGUCAGUGCAACCACGGAAUGUUUCCUCUUGGCAGCAAUGGCAUAUGAUCGCUAUGUAGCCAUAUGCAAACCUUUACUCUACCCAGUGAUCAUGACCAAUAGACUCUGCAUCCGGCUAUUAGUCUUGUCAUUUGUAGGUGGCUUUCUUCAUGCCUUAAUUCAUGAAGCAUUACUGUCCAGAUUAACCUUCUGUCAUUCCAAUAUAAUACAUCACUUUUACUGUGAUAUUAUCCCAUUGUUAAAGAUUUCCUGUACUGAUCCAUCUAUUAAUUAUCUAAUGCUUUUUAUUUUCUCUGGUUCAAUACAGGUAUUCACCAUUAUGAUUGUUCUUAUCUCUUAUACAUUUGUUCUCUUUACAAUCUUAAAAAGGAAGUCUGUUGAAGGCAUAAGGAAAGCCUUCUCCACCUGUGGAGCUCAUCUCCUAUCUGUGUCUUUAUAUUAUGGCCCUCUACUCCUCAUGUAUGUGCGCCCUCCAUCACCACAAGCUGCUGAUCAAGAUAUGAUGGAGUCUGUGUUUUACACUGUCAUAAUUCCCUUGUUAAAUCCAGUUAUCUAUAGUCUGAGAAAUAAACAAGUCAUAAAUUCAUUGAAAAAAUCAUUAAAGUUAAAUGUUUAG